This is a messenger RNA of Equus quagga, 1135 nucleotides long. It is a transcript of the gene SULT2B1, whose product is annotated as sulfotransferase family 2B member 1. The transcript is spliced from 7 exons. The record is from RefSeq and is a predicted model, not a curated record. Gene Ontology annotation, molecular function: sulfotransferase activity. Bases 93 to 1115 code for a protein of 340 amino acids. Lineage: Eukaryota; Metazoa; Chordata; Mammalia; Perissodactyla; Equidae. Gene Ontology annotation, cellular component: cytoplasm. Gene Ontology annotation, biological process: sulfation.
CAGCCGGGUGGCAGACGCCGCUGCUGCGCAUACCCGGCUCCAGGGCCACCUGCUCCCUGCACGUCCUCCCCUCCCAGCCCUGCCCGCCUGCCAUGGACGGGCCCGCCGAGCCCCGGACCCGGGCCCUGUGGGACACCUAUGAGAACAAUAUCUCGGAAAUCAGCCAGAAGCUGUCAGGAGAAUACUUCAGGUACAAGGGCGUCCCCUUCCCCGUCGGCAUCUACUCGCCGGAGAGCGUCCGCAUCGCGGAGAACGCCGACGUGCAGGACGACGACGUCUUCAUCGUCACCUACCCCAAGUCAGGCACCACCUGGAUGAUCGAGAUCGUCAGCUUAAUCCUAAAGGACGGGGACCCCUCCUGGAUCCGCUCGGUGCCCAUCUGGGAGCGGGCGCCGUGGUGCGAGACCAUCAUGGGGGCCUUCAGCCUCCCGGGCCAGUCCAGCCCCCGCGUCAUGAGCUCCCACCUCCCCAUCCAGCUCUUCCCCAAGGACUUCUUCAACUCCAAGGCCAAGGUGAUCUACAUGGCCCGGAACCCCCGGGACGUGGUGGUCUCCCUCUAUCAUUACUCUAAGAUCGCCGUGCAGCUGAAGGACCCCGGCACGCCUGACCAGUUCCUGCAGAACUUCGUCAAAGGCGAAGUGCAGUUCGGCUCCUGGUUCGACCACAUUAAGGGCUGGAUUCGGAUGCAGGGAAAGGAGAACUUCCUGUUUAUCACCUACGAGGAGCUGCAGCAGGACCUCCGCGGCUCCGUGGAGCGCAUCUGCCAGUUCCUGGGCCGGCCGCUGGGCGAGGAGGAGCUGGCCUCCGUCGUGGCGCACUCGACCUUCGGCGCCAUGAAGGCCAACAUCAUGUCCAACUACACGCUGCUGCCGCCCACCGUGCUGGACCAGCGCCACGGCGCCUUCCUCCGCAAAGGGGUCUGCGGGGACUGGAAGAACCACUUCACGGUGGCACAGAGCGAAGACUUCGACCGCGUCUACCGGGAGCAGAUGCGGGGGCUGCAGACCUUCCCCUGGGACCCGGCCCCCGAGGACACCAGCCCGGACCCCGACCCAAGCCCGGACCCCAGCCCCAGUCCCGUCCAGGCCUCCGAGCCCCCGCACCCGAGCCCCUGAAAAUAAACGCUUUGCUCCUG